Messenger RNA from Haliotis rubra (blacklip abalone), 687 nucleotides. RefSeq names its product jerky protein homolog. The transcript has a single exon. Gene Ontology annotation, cellular component: nucleus. Gene Ontology annotation, molecular function: DNA binding. The record is from RefSeq and is a predicted model, not a curated record. The annotation marks the transcript as partial. NCBI's taxonomy places the organism in Eukaryota, Metazoa, Mollusca, Gastropoda, Lepetellida, Haliotidae.
AUGGCGAGUCAACCUUCUAAAAGAAAACGAAAUGAGACUACCGCAUUCGAAAAGAGAGAGAUUGCAAGAUACAAGGAAGAACAUCCAAAAGCAAGUUUAGAUUUCCUAAGUAAACACUUUGGUGAAUUAUUUGGACAUUCAGUGGGGAAAUCUACAAUCGGUGACAUCCUGAAGUCCAAGGAAAAAUGGCUUACCAUUCCGGAAGAUUCUGCGGCCCUGUCUCGAGCAAGAAACGCCAAACAUAAGAAAAUGGAGGAGGCGCUCUUUUUAUGGAUGAAUGACAUGACCAGUAAGAAUGCAGCUGUUAAUGACGAGAUGUUGAUUCUGAAAGCGAAAGACUUCGGUGACAAGUUGUCAAUUAAGGAUUUCGCGUAUUCUCGUGGAUGGCUGGCCAGGUUCAAAUCUCGACACUCGAUUUCGAAGCAAGUGCUCCAGGGUGAAGCAGCCAGUGCCGACAAGACUGCAGUCAUCGCGGGGAGGGAGGAACUGAAGAAAGUUUUAAGCGAGUACGACGCCGAAGCUAUUUUCAACAUUGAUGAAACAGGACUUUUUUACAGAUUAGGACCGAAUUACACCCUAGCAACUAAAGCCACGCCUGGUGUGAAACGGUCAAAGGACAGAAUAACUGUGGCAUUGUGUGCAAAUGCAAGCGGAACUGUAAAAGUAAAGCCAUUUGUGAUCGCUAAG